AUGGGAAAAUCCAGGCCUCAGAAGAAGAAGAGCAAGUCGUCCCGCCCACAAUCCGUCCUCAGCCCCGGUGGCUCCGUCUCCAAAAACGCCAUGAGCAAACCCGACCCCUCCACAUUACUCGACCAGGCCAGCGUGCUGCUGCAAACCGGUCAGGCCGACGCAGCAGUUGAAGUCGCACAGCAGGCGCUGGAUCUGGCGCCGGCGAAUAGUGCAGCGCAACGACUGGCCGUCAACCUACUGGGGGAGAUCAACGUUGAGCUGGGCGAGAUCGAUACAGCGCGCCAGCACUUUCUGCGCGCGGUCGAAUUGGAUCCCAAUGGCUCAAUAUCCGAGGCGGAGGGCGGAGGAGCAGAGAAAUUUCUCUGGCUGGCUCAAUUGAGCGAGGAGGGCGGCAAGGAUAGCGUGCAGUGGUUUGAGAAGGGCGUGUCGUCCCUCCGACAGACCCUGCAGUCCUUGGAAGGGAAAACAGCACCAGAAGAGGUCGCGGACGCUCAAGAAAAGAAGACAAAACUGGCGAAUGCCCUCUGCGCCGUGUCGGAGAUCUACAUGACUGAUCUUUCAUGGGAAGAAGAUGCAGAAUCGCGCUGCGAUUCCCUCAUUACUGAGGCUCUCCUCGUGACGCCUGACGCCCCAGAAGUGCUGCAGACCCUCGCUUCGAUCCGGAUAUCACAGCUACGAACCGAAGACGCACAAGCAGCGCUCACACGGAGUAUCGGGCUAUGGAAAGACCUACCCCCAGAAGACCCCAACGUGCCCGACUUUGCUGUGCGCAUUAGUUUGGCUCGGCUGCUCAUGGAGGUAACGCUGGAGAUGGAGGCGCUGGAGGUCCUUGAGCGGCUGAUUCUGGAAGAUGACCAGAGCGUGGAGGCGUGGUAUCUGGGCGGCUGGUGCCUUUAUCUGCUGGCGGAGAAGCAACAGGCUCCCAAGGAUGCUGAUGCUGAAGACGCGGAGAACCCGCGGCAUGCGUCGCUGGUUGCGAGUCGCGAGUGGCUCAUGCAGAGUCUAAAGCUUUACGGACUAUUGGACUACGAGGAUGAGCCGCUGCGUGAUCAUGCGAUGGAGCUGGUGCAGGAGAUGAAUAAGGAGCUUGGGGAGGUUAUGGAUGAUAGUGAGGGCGAGGACGAGGGAGAAGAUGAGGAAUGGGAUGAUGAGGAUGUUGAGUCGGACGAGGAUCAUGAGAUGGCGGAUUCAUAA
Molecule: messenger RNA, 1194 nt
Organism: Penicillium riverlandense
Lineage: Eukaryota; Fungi; Ascomycota; Eurotiomycetes; Eurotiales; Aspergillaceae
Product: ACL4 family protein
Exons: 2
Coding region: 1-1194 (397 amino acids)
Molecular function (GO): protein binding
Source: RefSeq, a predicted model, not a curated record